AGCCCGCCAUUUUGCGCGGGGUGGCGGUAUUGUCCCGAUGAGCCGGGGGGGCACGGGCCGUCUCCUCGUCGCCUCGACUACAGCCGACGUCUACGGCCUUGCAGCUACUGCGGCUACUGCUGCUGCGACUGCGGCGUGCAAAGACGAUCGUCGUCCUCAGGGGGUCGGUGAUUGAGCGGUGGUAGUGGGACAAGAGUCGCUUAAUCCGUGCUCCGCCGGAUCGGAUGUCAUCGGUCGUGCGUGGCGCGGACUUGUUUGCCUCUCUGGGUUUUAUGAAGGGAAAUUUGAAGUACGUCAAGCACUGGAGAUAACAGGAAAGAGAAGACGCCUGGGCGGGCGGGCCGGCCGGCUGGGGGGGGACGGGACGGGGGCGGCGGCGUUUGUCAUCGGUGAAGUCGAUUUGGCGGUCGCCGCAAUGUUACUAGCGGGCGUUAGUUAGCGCGGUGAUCUCGGGGAAUAUAACAAAAAAGGUUGAGCUUUCAUUGAGCUUCGCUUGCUGGCGGCGGACUGGGGGGUGGGGUGUGAAGGGGAGGGGCCGUGUGCACGUGCGCGCACGUCCCCCCCCCCCCCCAACACGCGCACGCGCGCGCGCUACCCACGUGUGCGCGUCGCGUGUGCGCAUGCGCGGGCUCCCACGUGCGUGUGCGUGCGUGCGUGCGCGCCUUGGCGUAGCGCGCACGUGUUUACACAACGCCCCCCCCUCACCACCAACAACAACGCCACCACCAAUAACGUCGCCUCUCCACGUCGCGCCGACAUGAACAUCGACACGCUGCUGGAGGCCGCGCGAUACGUCGAGUGGCAGGACAAGCAAGGCGCGCGCGCGGACAAGCUCGAGAUCUCAUUGGAGCGCGAUGUGGAAGGCCGGCUGUCGAACGGGGACCACACCCCGCACGUGUACACGCUCGUGCUACCCACCGGCGCGCUGCUGCCCUCCGCAGCGCCGCCCUCGCCCUCCUCUGCUCGGCGGCCCACGAACGGCACGUGCGACGCUCACACGGGCGGGCGCGCGCACGCCGUCUCGGCUGUCACCGGCGCCACCGCUCCGCCUUCGACCCUGCACCAUCACGGCGCCUCCCAGAGCCCGGGGGGGGCGGCGGUGGCGGCGGCGGCGGCGGCAGUGUCGCCCCCAUCGGCCAGCUCGACGGCCGACCCGAGCAAAUUGACGCCCGAUUACAAGAGGUUCGCCCCAACGCAGCCUCUGUCGGCCGGCACAAAUGCCACACCAAGGUCCGGCCCGGGUGGUCGGGCUGCUCAGCAGCAGCAGCAGCAGCAGGCGAACGUUGCCACAGCGGGUGGGAUGAUGGCAGUGACGGUUUCGCCAUCGCAACCACCUCUCGCAGAGACUCCAGCCCCGGUUAAUGCUCGAUUUGCAAACCCAGGCCGCGUCCUGCUUCACCAUCAUCAGAACCAUCAGCAGCAACAGCCUACCUUGUUGCUGCCCGCUUCCACGUUUAAGGAGCCGUCGCUCUCUGCGGGUUCGGGCUCCGAGAGUCCUGGCCGAGCAUUCCCACAGGCCGCGGGGCCGGGUUCGGCGAGUCCGGGCCAAGCCGGGGUCACUGGCCAGUCGGCUCAGCCAGCGCUGCUACCGCCCAUGGCGCCCAGCAAAGUCGCACAGGCUUCGGCAGAUGAGCUAUUUCCAGCCGAUCAGAAGAGGAGACCAGGAGGUGCCGGAACGAGGGAAGUCCACAACAAGCUCGAAAAGUCCAGGCGCGCUCACCUCAAGGAGUGCUUCGACGCGCUCAAGAAGAUCAUCCCCAGCAUGGAGGAGAAGAAGACGUCAAAUUUGACGAUCCUGCGCGGAGCCCUGCGCUACAUCCAGGUGCUCAAGCGGAAGGAGAAGGAGUUUGAGCACGAGAUGGAGCGUCUGGCUCGCGAGAAGAUCUCGUCGCAGCAGCGGCUUGCCGACCUGCGCAACGAGCUGGGCGAGAGCCUGGACUCGGCGCACAUUGAAAGCCUCCUGCGCCAGGCCAUGCCCCGCGGGCCCACACCACGGCCGGGGCACUCGAAUAGCCGCGGCGCCACCGCUGCCGCUGCCGCCACCGAUGACGACGAGGAUGACUACGCGGAGGACGACGACGCGACCUCCACAGCCUCUGAGGGAGAAGAAAACGUGGAUGACGAACUGGAGAAUUCUGGACCCGUCCUGCCUUCUGAAACACCAUCGUGGUUCCAAAAGACAGCAUCACCCCAGAACGUACCAUCCCAGCCUCUUUCGCAGAGUGCACCGAUGCAGCCUUUUUCCCAGAAUGUAAAGGUGCAGGCUUUUGCCCAGAGUGCACCUUGGCAGGCCCUUCCCCACACUGCAAAAGGACCGGCGGCCAGUCAGAACGCCACGGUGCAGAUCUUCGCCCAGCACACGGCAUUGCAGGCCUUCCCUCAGGGCGCUCCGGUGCAGGCCCCUUCGCAAGAGCCGCCUGGACAGACCUCUCAAAACGCGGCCCUGCAGGCGUUGGCGCAGCACGCCACCGUGCAGACUCUAUCUCCGCGUACCACGGUGCAGGUGCUCUCCCAGCUUGGCUCGCCAAUACAGGUGGCUUGCCACCCCGCGCCGCCAACUGCCCCGUCCAGUGCGACGCCUCGUAAAGCUCCGCAGGCUACGUCACCGCAGCCGGCGGCGGCGGCUGCGCCCGUCCGCCAGGUGCCAGCCGUCGGUCCGGGUCGGCACGUGGGCACCCCGGUGCCCGCGGCCCAGCACGCGUCAGUGGUGCAGGUGGUGGGCGGCGCGGCGCCUCCCGGCUCCUCCCAGCAGCCCCUGCGGCCGUCAAAGCUGGCGACGGUAGUCGGCGCGCCAUCCCAGAAGCAGCACGUCCCGACGUCGCAGAAUCACUACCACGCCGUGACGGUGACCACGGCGACCGCUCGUGCCGUGGGCCCGGCGCUGUCGCACGCGCCGAUGCUGCAUCGGAGCGUCGCGCAGCACGUGCUGACGCUGCCGCACGCCCUGGUGCACGACAAGGCCGGCGUGGCGACCACGCUGAGCCUGGCGGCGGCGGUGCCACAGAGGGCCGUCGCGUCCGGCCAAACGUCGGUCAUCCAGGCCCCGCUCGGCCACGCGCUUCACGUCCUCCGUCCCGUCAACCCCGACGCGGGCGGCAAGCCCGCCCCGGGCGUCGGCACGAGCCUGCAGGUGACAGACAUUCGUGCCAUGUCUGCCGCGGGCCCCGGCUCCCCGGCGACGAGCCACGCCGUGAGCGGGAGCCCCAAGGCGGCGGCCCCGCUGCUCAUCGGGCAGACCGGUCCGCUCGGACACGUGACGGGGGCGCACAUCCUAAUCGGGCGGCCCAGCGCCGCCGUGAUCCACGUGGCGCAGCCCGGCGUCCCGCCGCAAGGCGUCAUCGGCGGGGUGGGACCAAGGGGCGGCCCCCGCCUGACGCGACCCCGGGGUGGGGCCCCUUCAUCCGCGGUGACUCUGGAGGCUGCUCCGAAAGCGCCCACGCUCGUGCACCCUUUACCCGCCGGUGCUGUCGCCACCACCACCCACAUCAUCAGUUUGCCUGUCCUCAUCGGGCAAGGCAGCGGAGCGGCCGGUCAGCUGGCGGCUGCUUCGGUCCUGGUCGGACGGCCGGGCAGUUUGGUGGAGCCGCACGUCACUCCGGCCAUCGCCUCCGCCUUGGCCGAUGCUCACGCUGCUACCGCCAACGGCGCGGAUGCAAAAGCGCCUGCCGGCGACGCAAUUCCUGCCGUGGAGCAGCCCGAGCCAGCCGCUGCCAUGACCGCAAUAGAGACGCAGCGAAAUGUGACGCCCGCAGGAAGAGCUGCGCCUGCGCUUACGCCGGCGUCUACGUCGGCGUCGGCAGCAGUGCCAGUGACUUUGCCGGCGCCCUCGCCAGCGCCCCCGCCUGCCCUGCCGCCACACGAUGCGGAAGCGCCGAAGUGAAGGGACGUUUCGGUGCGGCGUGGCCCAUGGACGAUCACGACUCCACGCUUUUUUUUUUAUCUCUGUCGACGACGCAACGCCGUCGCCGUUGCGCCUGUGCAAAUGUGCUCAUUGUGUAUUUGCCCGUGAGGUGUACGAGAACGGGUGCGGACGAAUUUGUUAUUCAUGAUGAUCGUUUGGGUAGUGCUGGUCGGGUACAUGAAUGACGUUGGUUACCGUGCAGUCGAACUAGUGUCCUCCUUUGGUAAAAUGAUCCUAAGUUUUCAUUAUUGUCGAAGAUUUAAAUGUGUAGCUGAGCUAAUUUAAAUGAUAGAAACCAGCUGACAUUUGUAUAUUAUUGUAAUGUCAAUUUUAUAAUAAAUGGAACUUUUGUACAUAUUAAUUGCUGGUAUAUACUGUGAAAAUGUGGCAAGUGUUUUUAUUAUAAACCGGACCCUGUGUGUUGCUUUGGGAUGCUUACUAAAGCUUUGCCCAGCUGCAUUUACAUAAAGGGAAGAGUAAGCUCUCGAAUGCGCUUAACCAAUGUCAUUUAUAGUAGCCGAUGGUCAAAGUCUUUUUAAUCACUUAAUUUGUAAUAUUUUUGUUUUAUAUCACAGCAUAGCAUUUUGGUAUUUUGGCUAGCGCAAGCUUUACAUUUGAGAUAACUGUGCGUGAGGCAACGUGCUCAGCAGUGCAAUAUCCUGUGUCCUGUACGAGUCCCGUGCGCGAGCAGCGGGCGCGCGGGGUGGGGCAGCCGCACAGCGGAAACCAUUCCGCUCCCGUGUGGCGGUGGCACACAUCGUCACAUCCCUACCUUCCUCAACAACGAAAUUUCUCUUGGCGUCUUACGCGAUCUGCGCCUAGAGCUGGUUCACAUGACAACCCCUCUGCCCGGGCAACGUGUUCUUUCGUAUAAACGCGUGGGUAUUGUUGACGAUGGAAAUUAGAAGUCUGCAAUGGUGAUUUCUUUUUUAAGUUUUUGUCAGAGUGUGGUGAGCAAGCCAGGUGUGUUGUGGGAAGUUUGGGAGAACUCUAGCUACGUGUUAUAGCUUAGCGACUGGUGGUCACCUAAAUGUUUCAACGGCCCCUGAAGCUGCCCUUGCUUUGGCUUUGUGUACACCGUUACGUGUCCGUUAAGCCCAUAAGUCAUAGAAUAGCGAGGUUAUCUCGGUGGCUUAACUUGGCCCUAGGAGAGCAGAAAUACAUUUUAGGCGAUUUAUUUUUAUCCAAAACAUUUCCCUUUUGGUGACAUCACCAAAAAAAUGUAUCCAACUUGGCCAAUUGUGUUGUUGAAGGAUUUAAUCAUUGCCAUUGUGAAAUAAUAGAAUCUGAACAUGGGAUGUAGACAAUAAUCUCCCACGGGUAA
Lethenteron reissneri (Far Eastern brook lamprey) is the source of this 5225-nucleotide messenger RNA. RefSeq names its product MAX network transcriptional repressor (gene MNT). Lineage: Eukaryota; Metazoa; Chordata; Hyperoartia; Petromyzontiformes; Petromyzontidae. The record is from RefSeq and is a predicted model, not a curated record. Gene Ontology annotation, biological process: regulation of transcription by RNA polymerase II. Gene Ontology annotation, molecular function: protein dimerization activity; RNA polymerase II cis-regulatory region sequence-specific DNA binding; DNA-binding transcription factor activity, RNA polymerase II-specific.